AUGAUGCUGGGCGAGCCGGCGGCGGCGGCGCUGGAGGCGGCGGCGCUGGAGGCGGCGCUGGGGGAGGGCGGCGUGGGGGCGCCCCCGGCCGCGGCGCUGCGCAGCGAGCUGGGCUCCCACCUGCACCUGCUGAAGGGGCUGAACGUGCGCUUCCGCUGCUUCCUGGCCAAGGUGCACGAGCUGGAGCGGCGCAACCGCCUGCUGGAGAAGCAGCUGCAGGCCGCGCAGCUGGGCGAGCGCGAGCGCCGCCUCCGCUACCGCCGCUUCCCGCGCCACCAGGCCGUCCAGACCGACCCCGCGCCGCCGCCGCCGCCCGGCCCCGCCGCGCCCGCGCCCGCGCCCUACGGCCGCCUGCCCGGCACCAUCUGGAGCUACACGCAGGUGCGGCGCACGGGCGGCGGCGCGCUCGAGACCCUGCAGGGCCCCGGCGUCUCCUGGGUGCACCCCGACGGCGUCGGCGUCCAGAUCGACACCAUCACGCCCGAGAUCCGCGCCCUCUACAACGUCCUCGCCAAAGUCAAGCGCGAGCGGGACGACUACAAGGGCAGAUGGGAGGAGGAACUGGCCAAGCGGAUGCGACUGGAGACGGUGGUUGAGACGCUGCAAGAGGAGGCUCAGGAAGCCGAGGCGCUCCAGGAGGAGCUAAAUGAGAAAAUCGAGAGGCUCAAAGCCGAACUGGUGGUCUUCAAGGGCCUGAUGAGCGACCCCAUGACAGACCUGGACUCAAAGAUCCAAGAGAAAGCUAUGAAGGUGGACAUGGACAUCUGCCGGCGAAUCGAUAUCACAGCCAAGCUGUGUGAUGUAGCGCAGCAGCGCAACUCGGAAGACGUUUCCAAGAUAUUCCAGGUGGCCUCCAAGAAGAAAGAGCGCAGGCUCGCGUCCGAGGAGGACGUGCCCGAGCAGGACACGGACAAUGCCCGCUUUUCAGAGGAGGAAGUCAGCUGUUCUCUGAACAUCACCGAUGAGAUGAAGAGGAUGUUCAACCAGUUGCGCGAGACCUUCGACUUUGAUGACGACUGCGACAGCUUGACCUGGGAGGAGAGCGGCGACACGUUGCUCCUGUGGGAGGACUUCACCAACUGCAACCCCACCGUGGAGCCGCAAGGAGAGCAAGAGGAGAACCUGGGAAACUUGAUCCACGAAACGGAGUCUUUCUUCAAAACCAGAGACAAAGAGUAUCAAGAAACGAUAGGACAGAUAGAGCUGGAACUGGCCACGGCGAAGAGCGACAUGAACCGCCACCUCCAUGAAUACAUGGAGAUGUGCAGCAUGAAGCGAGGCCUGGACGUGCAGAUGGAGACCUGCCGGCGGCUGAUCAAAGGCUCCGCUGAAAGGAAUUCCCCGUCUCCCAGUUCCCUCGCCAGCAGCGACUCAGGGAACACGGACGAGAUUCAGGACGACUUCGACGCCGAGCCGAUGGUCAGCUGACAGAGCCCCGGAGCGUUGGGGCGAAGGGGGCGGGAGACGAGCCCGGAGAAGAGUUGGAAGCGCGCGCAGCAUGAGCGAUCCGGGACUCCCGCGCCCUUGGCUGGCGUGCCCGGAGGCCCGGCCUCCCGCGUCCUCUCAGGACUGGUGCUGUGGACUUUCGUACUCCUCUGCAAACGGCAAAUGUGACGAACCAAGAAACUGCACUUCUGCCCGUGCCUUUGCCCCAGGCUGAGCCCUCCGAGCCCCUGGCACGGCCGCCUGCUUCUGGUGGGAGGCCGGCCCCCAGGGACGGGUGCCUCUGCAGGGGGGGGGCAAAGAGGCUCCUGACCGAGGCCAGCGCCCUUCUUCGCAGGCGGUGCCAACCAAGGAGCCUUUGGGGGGUGGCCCUGAGGUGCCAGGGCCCAGAGUUCUUAAUAGCCCAGGGCAAGGCCGGAAGGACCACAGGGUGGGGAGGAAGGUCACGGUUUUAACUACUAUGCAAAAAAAAAAAGGCAAAGUGCUUGCUCGCCUUAUUUCUGCGGCACGUCUGGGCCCCUGCUGCACUUUGGUCCCCCCCCCAGAAGGAAAGCUGGGCGCUUGUCCGCCUGGGGUCCCUGGCCCGGCCCUGUUCGGUUCCGCUUCUUGAAAGAGCUGCUCUGGCGUCGCCAUGGCUGGAGGCCUGCGUUCCUCUGCUGCUUCCCCGAGUGCCGGGUGUCAGGCUCCCGGGCUCAGGGGCUCCAAGCAGUGAGGAGGGAAGCCACGGGGUAUGGCAGGUGGGGAGUCCCCCAGCCGGGGGUCCGGGCGCCUGGCACCCAAGGUGCCAUCUCGUUUUUCCAUUCCGUUGACAGUGUUACGUGGGGGCAAGAGACGGACGUGCCAUUCAGGGGAGUUUGGCAGGUUGCCCAGACCCGCGGCCCAACUGAAAAGGGAAGCGAGGCCCCUGCUCCCCCCUGCCCCCCACCCACAUUUGGUGGCUGCAAUGUGUGUGUUGGGACCUGUUUGCCGGUUUGUUGCUUGGGCUUCUGUGGAGGGCUGGCUUUGGAUGCGGGCUGUGGCAGGGUUAGAGUCAGCUAGGAAGACCCCCCUGUCCACGGCUCAUGCCAGCCAGCAGCCCCCCUCCAGCUGGGCACAUUUCCACCUUUGUCCUCACACGGAAAGUCUCCCGAGGAGGGGUGCGGUUUCUCUCUGGCACAAACAGCCGCUGCGUCCAGAGGGACCCUUGGGAGACGGGCUGCUUGGAGCACCUUUUCCCACAACACCGUGAGCUUGUGCAAUCAAACGCUUUUGGGUGGGGGGGGGUUCUUAUUCCAAAGUGCUUUUCCUUUGCUGUUUUUCUAGCAAAAGUUGCACCUUUCUGUUUUCUUUAAUCCUUCAGGGAGCAGGUUAAAAGCAAACCGCCCACCAGUACGACUACUUUCAUUUUUUUAAGAGUUGAUACUCGGUACUUUCGUAAAAGUAUGCCUUGGGGUCACAGAGCCAGAGUUUAAUUCGGGCUGCUUCAGUCGGUGGCUUUGCAAAAGACGAGCGACGCGCCUCUCUCCUCCGAGUGCCCUUGAACGCCUGUCAGAUUUCACAGUGGUUGAGCUGCCUGGCGGUGGAGAAUGUGCUGUUCUGCUGUUGCAGCAAAAUCAGGGCAGCUUGUGGAUCUCCCGUUUUCUGGCUGCUUGAUUGUGUAUUUCAUUAUUUUGUUUGUGAAUGCAGAAGCAUGGUUUUGGUGUUUAAGCUUUUAAUGGCUGGCACGUGAAUACGGGUUUGAGGGGGUGGGCGUGGUUCGAAGGGCCGGUUCUCGCUGGGGGGUGACCGGGUGAGGAAGGCACUGUCACUUGGCUUGGGGACUCAAGGACAGUUCAUCUCCUGGCUGGGAUUAGGUGGCCCCUGCAUCGCUAUCCACGGGGUCCCCAAAAGUCAAGACGGAGGCUGCACAGUCAAAUCCCCUCUUUACGUGCACGAGGUGGGGAAUUUGACUGUGCGGUCUCCAUCUUGACUUUUUUGACCCUCUGGGCACUUGUCACAAAGGAGUUUUUUUGUAGGUGUCAAAGGGAGGUGGGAAAGAUUUGCAUAAGAAUAAAGUUAGGAUGAUACAGUAUAGUAAUGGUGAAGGUGGUGAUCGUCAAUAUUGUAUGCAGUCUGUACUUAGAUUUUUGCCUUCACUGUUUGGAAACGGGGGUGGGGGGUUGUCCCAAGUGAAGUUCAAGGGUGAACAGAGCAGACACGCAAUUCUGGUUGGUAGCACCCAGCGUUGCUUCGCUUAGGCACGUUGCAGUUGACUGCUGAAACGGUGGGCAGGCAGGGAUUGCGUUGAAGGCGGGCAUUUCAUCCGUCUGCAGUGAUUUGAAGCGCAUCAGGAAAAAGAAUGGUGGGACUGCUGGGCAUACUUUUGAUGACCUCCUUUUCCCCCCUUCUGUAAGGCUGUAAAUACUUUGUUUUGUAUUCAUAAGGCCGUGUCCUAGCGACACUUUUUAAAGACUUACAAAUCUCCUUUCCUCGUGGGUUUUUAAAGGGAGGGCGGGAUGGUGGUGGUGGUGGUGGUGGU
Candoia aspera is the source of this 3940-nucleotide messenger RNA. It is a transcript of the gene IFFO2, whose product is annotated as intermediate filament family orphan 2. The record is from RefSeq and is a predicted model, not a curated record. Lineage: Eukaryota; Metazoa; Chordata; Lepidosauria; Squamata; Candoiidae. The transcript is spliced from 10 exons. The coding region runs from base 1 to 1428 and encodes 475 amino acids.